Molecule: messenger RNA, 393 nt
Organism: Penicillium daleae
Lineage: Eukaryota; Fungi; Ascomycota; Eurotiomycetes; Eurotiales; Aspergillaceae
Product: YjgF/Yer057p/UK114 family
Exons: 1
Coding region: 1-393 (130 amino acids)
Source: RefSeq, a predicted model, not a curated record
AUGCAAUUCUUCAACUAUCCAGGAACCGAAGCCAACUCAGAAUCCUUUCACUACUCUCAAGCUGUCAAAAUCGGCACAGUGGUAAAAACAUCCGGACAAGGUGGCUGGGAUGAGAGCGGAAACAUUACAUCCAACGUCGAGAAGCAAGUCGCCAUAGCAUUUGAGAACGUCGAAAAGGCUCUGAAAGAGGUUGACUCGCGGCUCUCUUGGGAAAAUGUCUACGCAGUACGAAGCUAUCAUAUCAGCGUGGAGGAGACAUUUGACAUGGUCACCAGCAAUUUCAAAAAGGUUAUUCCAAGUCACCGACCUAUCUGGACAUGCGUGGAGAUUGGAAAGCUGGGGAUUGAAGGGAUGGUGAUUGAAAUUGAGGUUGAAGCACAGUUUCCGUUCUAA